Glycine soja is the source of this 1963-nucleotide messenger RNA. RefSeq names its product probable GTP-binding protein OBGC2. Gene Ontology annotation, molecular function: GTP binding; GTPase activity. The coding region runs from base 2 to 1519 and encodes 505 amino acids. The record is from RefSeq and is a predicted model, not a curated record. Gene Ontology annotation, cellular component: mitochondrion. NCBI's taxonomy places the organism in Eukaryota, Viridiplantae, Streptophyta, Magnoliopsida, Fabales, Fabaceae. The transcript has 10 exons.
AAUGGGGUUUCUCGAAAGAAUCAGUUACUCACACUCCGUUGGUUCCUCUUGUACCGAAAUUCGGAUAAUGGUGUCUCUAAUUUCAACAUCUCCACCUUCUUCAUCUUUCAACAUUCAUCCCUUCUUCUCUCCAAGGGGCGUCCAAUUCAGACACAACUGCGUAAAUUACAAACGGAAAACGGUACGGUGCGCCGUCACCAGCGCCGACGCAUCUCCUCCGCCGUCAACGUCGUUGGCCAAGGAACCUCACAAAUACUUCGACCACGUCAUCAUCACCGUUCGCGCCGGUGACGGCGGCCACGGCGCGGUGCUGAAUCAGCAGCAGCAGCAGCAGCAGCAGCAGCAGCAAGGAAAAACGAAGUUGAAGAAAGGGAAAGGCUCGUUGAAGAGGGACUUCGACGGAUCCCUCAUUCUCCCCAUGGGUGGCCACGGAGGUGACGUCGUGCUCUACGCCGACGAGUCCAAAGACACGCUGCUGGAGUUUCACAACAAAGGCCGCUACCACGCCAAACGCGGUGGCAACGUUGAUGCCAUGGGCGUUUUGACUUCGAUGCUUCGCGAUGGACUUGCUGCACCGACGCUGCGUAUUGCUGUUCCUGUAGGUACAGUUGUGAAAAGCAAACGAGGGAAGAUGUUGGCUGAUCUAGCACAACCUUGGGAUGAAGUUCUUGUUGCGAGGGGAGGACAAGGAGGGAUUAGCUUGUUAGAAAUGCCACAGCAUAAAAGGAAAAAGAUGAUGGCUCUGACAACUAAUGUGAUGAGAGAUGACUCGGACAAGGUUUUAAUUCACGGUCAACCUGGGGAGGAAGUUAAGCUGGAGUUGAUCCUACGAGUUGUUGCUGACGUUGGUCUGAUUGGACUUCCAAAUGCUGGGAAAUCAACACUUCUGGCAGCCAUUACACUUGCAAAACCCGAUAUUGCUGAUUAUCCUUUUACAACAUUAAUGCCAAAUCUUGGACGCCUUGGUGGUGAUCCCAGCUUGGGGGCAGGAAUGUAUUCAUCUGAAGCCACAUUGGCAGAUUUGCCUGGUCUUAUAGAAGGUGCUCACUUAGGAAAGGGUCUUGGUCGUAAUUUUUUGAGGCACCUCAGGAGGACCCGGCUAUUGGUCCAUGUUGUUGAUGCUGCCACUGAGAAUCCUAUAAAUGACUACAGAACUGUCAGAGAAGAGUUGCGCAUGUAUAAUCCUGAGUACCUUGAUCGACCAUACGUUGUAAUUUUGAAUAAGAUUGACCUACCAGAGGCAAAGGACAAACUUCCAUCAUUGACUCAAGAAAUUAUGAGAAUUGGCAACGAUGGUGCUGCUUCCGAUCCAAAACCUAGCCCUGAAGUUCUAGAUCCAUUGUCUGAUGAAACUGACAGGAAGGAAAAAAGACUUGAGGACUAUCCACGACCUCUCUCUGUUGUUGGAGUUAGCGUUCUAAAGGGUAUCAGGAUUAACGAGAUGUUAAAGGAGAUAAGGUCGGCUUUAAGGAAGUGCUCAGAUUCCAAAGAAGCAUUGGCUUUCAGCGUGCCACCUUGAGAAUCAUGUGCUAUUAUGCUUUCUUAGAAAAUGUUACAGUUCAACGAGGCUUUUUUUUGGCAAAGAUUACACGUAAAUUGGUUCUGGUAUUAAUUUGGCUUUACCAGAGAACAGAGAUUAAGAGAAUUAUUACCAGAGUUCGUUUUAGAGAAAUACUCGUGAGUCUGAUAGUCCAAGUUCCUCGAACUGAUGUUGUUGUAAGCAUCAAUUUGGCAAUUUGAUAUGAUAAGUUACAUCAUAUCAUCUGGAGUAAAAAUGUAAAAGAUAUAUGCAAUUUCUAUGUCAAAUAUUACUGCAAGAAUCUACUAGUCCCAUGCUGGCAUGGUAAACAUUAUGAGAGACAAUGUCGUGUAUGGAUUUGGAUUCUCUGCAUUCACGCAGUCAUUAUUAUGGACUGUUUGAUAAUCAGACGGUUAGUAUUCUAAAGGUAUUUUUUGAGUUGAA